AGACACACAACAGUGAAGAAAAAGACAAAAGAGAGAGGAAAAUGGAGAGCGACGAAGCAGCAGCAGCGUCUCCUCAAGCAACGACGCCGAGCGGAGGAACCGGAGCUUCUCUGCCGAAGAAGAGAGGCCGGAAACCUAAAAACAAGGACGAUUCUCAGACGCCGUCGUCGCAGCAACCGAGCGGUGGCAAAAUGAAGGAAAGCGGGAAGAAAACACCGCAGCAGCCGAGUGUCGACGAGAAGUACUCUCAGUGGAAAGGUCUCGUCCCCAUUCUCUAUGACUGGCUCGCCAAUCAUAACCUCGUCUGGCCUUCUCUCUCUUGCAGAUGGGGUCCUCAGCUUGAACAAGCAACCUACAAGAAUCGCCAGCGUCUGUAUCUCUCAGAGCAAACUGAUGGCAGUGUGCCCAAUACUCUGGUCAUAGCGAAUUGCGAAGUUGUUAAGCCAAGGGUUGCUGCAGCGGAGCACAUUUCUCAGUUCAAUGAAGAAGCACGUUCUCCAUUUGUGAAGAAGUACAAGACCAUCAUUCACCCGGGAGAGGUUAACAGAAUCAGGGAACUCCCACAGAAUAGUAAGAUUGUUGCUACUCACACCGACAGUCCUGAUGUUCUUAUUUGGGAUGUUGAAACCCAACCAAACCGUCAUGCUGUGCUUGGAGCUGCAAAUUCCCGACCGGAUUUGAUACUAACUGGACACCAAGAUAAUGCUGAAUUUGCUCUUGCUAUGUGCCCAACAGAACCCUUUGUGCUCUCUGGAGGCAAGGACAAGUCAGUUGUUUUAUGGAGUAUCCAGGACCACAUCACAACUGCUGGGACUUCCGGAUCUAUCCUCAAACAGACUGGUGAAGGUAGUGAUAAGAAUGAGAGCCCCACUGUUGGCCCCCGAGGUGUAUAUCAUGGCCAUGAAGAUACAGUUGAAGAUGUGGCAUUCAGCCCGACGAGUGCACAAGAAUUCUGCAGUGUUGGUGAUGAUUCUUGCCUUAUACUAUGGGAUGCAAGGACUGGCACAAACCCUGUUACAAAGGUUGCAAAGGCGCAUGAUGCUGAUCUUCAUUGUGUCGAUUGGAAUCCUCAUGACGACAAUCUGAUCCUGACAGGGUCAGCAGACAACACUGUCCGGUUGUUUGAUCGUAGAAACCUUACCUCAAAUGGGAUCGGUUCGCCUAUUUACAAGUUUGAGGGCCACAAAGCUGCUGUUCUUUGUGUUCAGUGGUCUCCUGAUAAGUCAUCUGUUUUUGGGAGUUCCGCAGAAGAUGGUCUUUUGAACAUCUGGGAUUAUGACAGGGUCAGUAAGAAGUCUGAUCGUGCAGCUAAAAGCCCUGCUGGACUCUUCUUCCAGCAUGCUGGUCACAGGGACAAAGUUGUCGAUUUCCACUGGAAUUUGUCGGACCCUUGGACCAUUGUCAGUGUUUCUGAUGACUGUGAGACAACUGGUGGAGGUGGAACAUUGCAGAUAUGGCGGAUGAGUGACUUGAUUUACAGACCAGAAGAGGAAGUCCUGACGGAAUUGGAGAAGUUCAAGUCGCAUGUAAUGACUUGUGCCUCCAAGCCUUGAGAGUAAAGAAAUAAGCACCGUUGUCUAUCUAUCUAUCUAUCGACAAUGGUAAACUAAUGCGGUUUAGAUGUCGGUUUAGCGAGGAGUCUUGUGUUUUUGAAAACGCUGGUUUGUCUUUGGAGAUAUUAGUAGCUUUUAGGAUUUCCAAAUUAUUUAGGGGUACAUGAUUUUGGUUCUUGAUCAUGUAUCAUCAGACUCUUAGGUUCUGGCUUACUGAGAUGUUAAUCGAAUCGGACCAAUGCUUUAAAGUUUCCAAUGCUUGGCCUGAACCUAACGAUUCCUUCUCUGAAGCCAGACCAGACCAACAAAAUUGUGUUGCAUCGUGCCUGCUAGUAAAGUAAAAUAACGGUUUUCUCU
Molecule: messenger RNA, 1910 nt
Organism: Capsella rubella
Lineage: Eukaryota; Viridiplantae; Streptophyta; Magnoliopsida; Brassicales; Brassicaceae
Product: WD-40 repeat-containing protein MSI4
Exons: 15
Coding region: 42-1553 (503 amino acids)
Biological process (GO): regulation of gene expression
Cellular component (GO): nucleus
Molecular function (GO): histone binding
Source: RefSeq, a predicted model, not a curated record